AUGUCGUUGAAUGCAGUCAGUGUUUUUUCGGGACUUAUUAAUUUUUUUAUUAAAAAGAAAAGAUUAUAUUGGAUAUUUGUGCUCUUUAUAUCCGGAUGGAGUACUGUUACGAUAUUUACUCUAAUAAAUAAUAGAUUUGUAACGGAUUCCACAAGCAUUGGAGUGGCAACUUCUUACAGCCGUUGGACCAAUACUUUUCCCUCGAUUGGAAUAUGUUUGUCUAAAAAUCGAAUCACUGAGGAUUUUACAAACGCUGUCAAAAAACGUUUUCCGGGCGAAAAACCCUCUUACACGUACAUAAGAACUUUAUAUGAUUAUCUCUUUAUAAACCCGAAUAACUUGUACUUAAAAUGGGAAUAUUGUAGGAAUUUAAAUACUACAUGUGGUGUUGAUAUAUUGGCCAUGAGAAGAGAGUUAUUCGCCAUGGUAUGUACAGAUUUCUUCGAGGAAAUUUAUUUCUCUGAAAUAUUGCUCCCAGACUGCGAACACAUAUUCAAGUUUCAUGAGCUGGAAGUUGGUUAUUGCUUUCUAGCUAACAAUUUACUUGACUAUAAAAAUAUCUAUGAUAUGCCUCUGCGUUACUCUUCGUUGGAAAAAUAUCGCACUCUGCGGUUGAUAUUACGAGCUGGUCUAGUCUAUCGUUAUGACUUGUAUAUCAAUAGCCCCGAAGAUCUCCCUUAUUUCAAUGCCGUAUCCUACACUGUAACCGGAGAGCCCACGGUACAUAGCUUCAAUGCUGAGGAGAUUUACAAUGACGCAUAUGUAAUUUAUGAGCCUGUUUCUCAAAGGAUGUGCAAAUUUCCAACGGAAAGCUCAACACCGGAAAUUUCGUACAGUUUCAGUAUAUGUAUGUCCAACAUUCGAAGCCAAAUUGAAAUGGAGCUAUGCAAUUGCACAUUAUUUAGUCAUAUUAAUCGAAGUUCAAAGAACUAUUGCGGUGUUGAAGAAAUAGCAUGCUUGGAUUCAGGAAAUCUCGCUGCAAAGGUAAGGAACUAUGUAGGAUUUAAUAUGGCGUGCUUACCAUCCUGCGUGGAACAACAGAUAACCUUUGUUGGGUCUCGUGAAAAAACGUACAAUAUUUCUGAAACAUCCAAUAUUGUUGAAAUAGAAAUCGCUUCGCCACCAACGUCCAGGUAUUACAGAUCAAUCACUCAAACUAAAUUGGAUUUGUGGCCAUUGGAAGUGUAA
Molecule: messenger RNA, 1188 nt
Organism: Drosophila serrata
Lineage: Eukaryota; Metazoa; Arthropoda; Insecta; Diptera; Drosophilidae
Gene: ppk29
Product: DEG/ENaC-family ion channel pickpocket 29
Biological process (GO): sodium ion transmembrane transport
Cellular component (GO): plasma membrane
Molecular function (GO): ligand-gated sodium channel activity
Source: RefSeq, a predicted model, not a curated record